Oryzias latipes (Japanese medaka) is the source of this 3841-nucleotide messenger RNA. RefSeq names its product mitogen-activated protein kinase kinase kinase 14b (gene map3k14b). The record is from RefSeq and is a predicted model, not a curated record. Gene Ontology annotation, molecular function: protein kinase activity; ATP binding. Gene Ontology annotation, biological process: canonical NF-kappaB signal transduction; protein phosphorylation. Lineage: Eukaryota; Metazoa; Chordata; Actinopteri; Beloniformes; Adrianichthyidae.
GGGUUGGAGUGCCUGAGGUACAAGAGCUCCUCCGUCACGCUCAUGGGUGCCAAUGAGCAGGGCCUGCGGGGGCCGAAAGCCGGUGUCUUCUGAGGCUGACAUGGACAUGACAGAGGAGCUGACGGAGACGGAGCCGGGCGACUCUCCUUCAUCUGGAGCUCCAGGUUUCAGCGGAAACUCCCAAAAGUUUCUGUCCCUCUGAGGUUGACGAUGUUCUCCGACACAGAAGUGGAACUUCCACAGAUGUCUCACACGUCCCUGGUUCUCGUGACGGACGGGUCGGAGCUCUCCUGUCUGGGUAAAGAAGGGGUCGCCCAAAGGUGUAAGGAGAAAGAGGAGCCCCUGGGUCAAGCCUGCACCCCCCCUUUGAGCCUUGUGAUGCAGCGCGGCACUGCGAGGCACGUGGUUCCAGAAGGGUUCCACGAGGAUCCCUGCGUGUCCAUAGUUGUGCAAGCAGAACGAGAAGACUUCCAGGAGUUCAGCCCCUCCAACACCCGCUGCUCCUUCUCUCAAUCGCGCCUCCUCUCUCCAAAGCCCAGAUCGUGGAAUGAAGUCUUCACCAACAGCACAGAUGAGGAGGACCCCUCAGCCCCCCCUCCUCAGAGGAGACAGUGCAGGAGGACAAGAAACAGACGGAGGAGACAGGAGGAAGGGGAGGAGCCUCCCAUCAUCAGGGGUCUGUGGGUGCAGGAGAUUGACUGGCUGAAAGCCACGUCAGCUGCUGGAGUCAUCCCACCGCCUCCUCAGUUUACUGACCCGCCCCCGUGCUGCCAUGGCAACCCGCCGGGCACAUUUAGAGGCUGUGUCUGUGGGACAGAGGAGGCGCCACAGAGGAAGUCCGUCCACGCAGACGGCAGUGAUAACAGAGGAGGCUCAGACUCCGACUGGGGGUCCAUAAACUCCCGUGAGAGCCAGUCGGACUCUUCUUGUGUGGUUGAAGAGGAUGAUCUCGGGGAGGGUCCUUGUCUCGAACUCCUGCAUGUGUCUGGAUUUGAACCCUCGCCUCAUGCAGGCUGGGACUCUGACUCCACAGAAUGGGUGCCGAGUCCCCUGGGAACGCCAGCCUCCAGCAGUGUCCACAGCAGCGUGGACUCAUCCCAGAGCGCCGUCCAGGACGACCCCGGGGACGGCGUGCUGGAUGAGCUGAGAGGCAAAGUGAGGCAUAUUUCAAAGUUCAUCGUCUCUGCUUUCCUCAGAGCUUCCAUGAAAGACAUUCUGAAUGACUGGAAGACCUCAGCGUUCGCCAACCAAGGCCUCCUAUUUCACAGACUCCUGCGGCCCAGCAGUUGUCAGUACCGGGAGUGUGAGGAGUACUCUGUCCUUCAUCACAUCCAGAACGGCUCCUACGGGGACGUGUUCUGCGUUCGGGAUAGAAGCACCGGAUUCCAAUGUGCUGCCAAACGGAUUCCACUGAGUCACUUCCACAGUGGGGAGGUGAGCUCGUGGAGCGCCCUGAACUCCCCCCGGGUUGUGGAGCUGUUUGGGGUGGUGAGGGAAGGCCCAAACGUUGUGCUGUUCAUGGAGCUGAAGCAAGCUUGCUUGGGCCAGCUUUUAAGGCAGACGACCUGCCUCCCGGAGGAUCUGGCCCUGCAUUACCUUCAUCAGACCCUGGAGGCGCUGGAGCACCUGCACAACAGGAAAGUGCUUCACCUGGAUGUGAAAGCUGACAAUGUGCUGCUGUCUGCAGACUGCAGAGACACAUUCCUCUGCGACUUUGGCCUCUCAGAGACGUUGGAGGGCAGUGGGUGGAGCUCCAAGGCCGUCAUGGGAGCUGCGUUUCCGGGCACAGAAAGCCACAUGGCCCCUGAGGUGGCAGGAGGGGACCGGCUGAGCGCCAAGGCGGACGUGUGGAGCAGCUGCUGCAUGCUACUGCACAUGCUCAAUGGAUGCCAGCCCUGGAUACGAUGCUACUCACAUCCUCUGUGUGUCCAGAUUGUUAACGAGCCCCCUCCUCUGUGGGAGGUGCCGUCCAACUGCAACAACUUCACGGCCAAAGUCUUUAAAGCCGGACUACAGAAGGAUCCAGAGAGACGAGCGUCAUCAAAGGAGCUCAGGAGGAAAACCACCAAAGCCCUCAGAGCAGUUGGGGGUCUGAGUCCCUCUUCCAUACAUGCAGCCUGUGAGAAGCUGCUCCUCUGUCAAAGGCAGGACGACAAUGGCCUCAGCGUCUCAUCUUCUCAGAUCCCAGUCACCAAAAACAGACCUUCGGCGCCGCUCUGGGUGAGCCCCUGGAGGACUUUGGCGGGCGAUGAGGACAGCAGCCUCUGUGGCCAUGGUAGCUCAGACCAGCACUCUGAUGUAGAAACCGACUCUGUAAAUGGAGAAUGGGAGUCCUACCCAGAUCCCCUGCAGGAAGAAAACAGAAGUGCAGCCGAAUGGGACACUGGGUCGGAGUCAGACAUCGAUAUCUACAUGGGAGAGGAGGAAUUCCUGCAGAACAAGUGUCAGAAAACUGACCGAGACUAUGAGGGAGACUGUGAGGAGGAAAGGGCCAAUGAGGAGGAGGAGGAGGAGGAAGAGGAGGAGGAGUGGGACUCUAGUGCAUCAGUGGAACAUCCUUUUUCUCUCAGAGACCUCUUCCCUUUGCUGCAGAAAGGUCAAAAGAGAUUGUGGGGAUCAGAGGAAGAGCUGGAAUAUCUCAGGAAUGAUAUCCCAGUUGGGACCACAAUCCAGUGCUGGUCUCCAGAACCUCGAGAUGAACCUCCGUCCUGCUUCAGCUGUUCAGACACCUCCCAGAUGGAUGCAUCAGAGAAUGACUCUGAUCAUUCUUCUGAUGACUUGAGCUCUGGCGUCUUCUCUUCCUGCAACCGUCACUCGGACGGGCUUCUGGAGUGGAGAGCGGCGGACCGUCAGCGGUCCUCCUGCUGCUUUGAGGGUGUUGAUGUCUGGAUCGAGAACAUGCAGGGGGAGUGUCUGCGGAUCCGAGAGAGCCGGCAGGUCAACGUGGGUCAUGUUGCCGUAGGAAUCAGUGAUCAGAUCUGGGGAAAGGCCUUCACUUUGGAAAGUUUGGACAGAAAGCUCGUGCCCCUGGAAGAGAAGGUCAAAGUGUCGGGUCUGUGGCUCCGCUGUGUUCCCGCUCCUGACGGGUGUCAGCGCUGGAAGUGGAGGGUCAGAGACGGCAAGCUGGAGCUGCGGGACUGAAAUGGACUUGAAAUGCCGGAGAACUCUUCUUCCUGCUCAAACAUCGUCCUUCUGUCAUGAGGUUCACUACCUUCUUCAAAGACUACGACGCCCAUCCAGACUGAGGCAACAGCAUCCUCAGUCGUGAAAGACAGAAAGCCGAGCCGAAAAAAACAAAGCUGUGGAUUCACCUGUUGCUCUACAUUCCAACAGCUGCCUGUGGCCACAGGCUCGGAAAAAAGCAAGUCUCCCAAAGGAGGUUUGCUUGUGACUCUAGCAGAGCUCCGCUUCAGGAAUUCAGACCUCGGAUGUCCAACAAGACCCAGGAAAAAUAGAGCUUUGCACAAAAGUUGAGAAUGUUCUGUAUUUCAAUAGGAUUCUUUUCAGAGAGGGGAGAUCUGAGGACGGAGAAAAGGAUAACGGACGUGCAGGAAGGUCUGGGGGUUGGCGCCUCUGUGACCCCCGUCAGAAAAAGACUGAGAUGAACGCAUGGAAGAAAAAAGGUUGAAGCCCUGUGAAGAAAAUGUCUCCAUCAGCAGCAGAUCUGGACUGUUGACACAGAGCAGGUUCGGCCCCCCCCUGGAUUUAUGCUGUUGGCUCUGACCUGCAGACUCAGCAAUAAUGGAGAUCGUUCAACCAAGCUUUGAGUUUUAACAACACUUUGUCACUGACGACCUCUGAAAUAAACAGGAUCUGUUUGCCCCCCGCGGCUGUGGAUGAC